AUGGAUAGCUCAAAACUUCAUGUUGCUAUACUCUCAAGCCCUGGCAUGGGCCAUUUAAUUCCGGUUCUUGUCUUAGGCAAUCGAUUAGCCACUCACCAUAAUAUCAAAAUUACUAUUCUUGCUAUCACAACUAGCUCUUCAUUAACAGAAACCCAAUUUCUCAAGAAAUCCCAUGAGAAAGAAACUACAGAAAUAAUUCCCAUUCCUUCGGUCGAUAUUUCACACCUAAUAGACUCCAGCACUAAACUUUUCACUCGAUUUAGAAUAUUGGUCCGUGAAACAUUGCCUGAAAUCCGUUCUGUCAUUGCUUCCAUGACUCAUCGUCCAAAUGCUCUCAUAGUCGACAUUUUUUGCACACAAAUAUUGCCUAUAGCCGAAGAGUUUAACAUUCCUAAGUACGCGUACCAUCCUACUACUUUAUGGACAUUGGCGUUAUUUAUAUACUGCCAAGUUUUUGACAAAGAAAUUGAGGGCGAAUAUGUUGAUCUUAAAGAACCUUUGAAAAUUCCGGGUUGCAAAGCAUUGCGACCCGAAGACGUGGUGGAUCCUAUGUUGGACCGGAGCAAUCAACAGUAUGAAGAGUACGUUAAGCUCGGAGUGGAAUAUACGCAUUUUGAUGGAAUCUUGAUUAAUACUUGGGAAGAUUUAGAGCCUGAGACUAUCAAAGCACUUAGAAAUAAUGACAAGUUGAGAUCAGUUCUUAAAGUGCCAGAUUAUCCCAUCUACCCAAUUGGUCCCUUGAGGAGAACAGUUGAAAUAACUGAACGUGACGAGGUGAUCCAAUGGUUAGACAAGCAGAAUCUUGAAUCAGUUCUAUUUGUAUCAUUUGGGAGUGGUGGAACACUUUCAUCUCAACAAAUGACUGAGCUUGCUUGGGGUUUGGAAUUAAGCCAACAAAAAUUUGUUUGGGUGGUACGUCCACCAUCCGAUGGUGAUGCAGAUAGUGCAUAUCUGAACUCUGGACGAAAUGAUACACGUACGGCGUUGGAAUACUUGCCGGAAGGGUUUAUAACUAGGACUAAAGAUAUGGGCCUGGUAGUGCCUAUGUGGGCCAAACAAGUUGAAAUUUUGAGUCAUUCAUCAGUGGGUGGUUUUUUGUCACAUUGUGGAUGGAACUCAACGAUUGAGAGCUUGACGAAUGGCGUCCCCAUGAUUGCAUGGCCAUUACAUGCAGAACAACGAAUGAAUGCCACCAUGCUGACAGAGGAGCUUGGGGUGGCGAUUCGACCGGCAGUUUUGCCAACAAAAAAGGUGGUUUGGAGAGAGGAGAUUCAAGGAAUGAUGAGAAUUUUGAUGCAGACAAAAGAAGGGAAGUGUAUAAGGGAAAAAGCUAAAAAACUAAAGAUGAGCGCGAAAAAUGCACUAAGUGAAGGAGGUUCGUCUUACAACUCAAUUUGUGAGCUUGUGAAGAAUAUUUGUACCAGAUAGUUGUGAUCCUAUUUUUUCAAUUAUGAA
This is a messenger RNA of Lycium ferocissimum, 1455 nucleotides long. Its product is annotated as anthocyanidin 3-O-glucosyltransferase 5-like. Bases 1 to 1428 code for a protein of 475 amino acids. Gene Ontology annotation, molecular function: UDP-glycosyltransferase activity. The transcript has 2 exons. Lineage: Eukaryota; Viridiplantae; Streptophyta; Magnoliopsida; Solanales; Solanaceae. The record is from RefSeq and is a predicted model, not a curated record.